CCAUCAGCCCUCAUAUCUGGUGUGAAUUCAAACAUCUCUGAUUCACAGAUCUGUAAACGGUUCCGUCUUGGUUCCAGAACGUUCACUGGGAUCAGCUCAGCUGGUUGUGAAAUCUUCAGUGGGACGGAUGCUUGGAUGGAUGAUGGAUGGAUGGGUGUGGACCGCUGUCCUUGGGGACAGUGGGGGCGUUGGAAUGACACUGCGGUGUUGGAAGACAAUGGGGCCUUUUGGUGCUGAUCAUCCAAGACCUCCUACUUUUUGGGGGGUUUUAAAGGAGAAGUUCAGACUUUUUGUGCCAGGCUGUGUAACUCAGACUGCCUCUGAUUCUUUUGUCUCUGCAGGGUUUAUCAAGGCUUCAACCAGAAGGAUGAGCAGGAGUCAAGGAGACGACACAGCAGAUGUGGACACUUCACUGACAGACACAUCACAUCACAUCACAGCAGGAUACACUGCUGUCUUAUGGUCUGGGGUGGAGCCCAGAAUACGUCUCCAUUGAUAGGGUGGUUUAAUUACUGGUUCAGACUAAAGUGCCAGUUUGGUUUUUCUUCUUCUUCUUCUUCUUCUAUCCUCCAGUGAACUCACUUCCUGUAGAUGAGAGCAGGAACUGCUGGUGUGUAAAAAAACAUGUCUCCUCUUUCAGAGUAUUUCCUUUCUGUACUCUGAGGACAGUGAGGCCUUUGAGGAGUUACUGUCUCACAGAUGGAUGAGUGGAUUCUAGCCCCCAUGUCUAGGAGAGGUUGAGGCAUUUUUUCUUUCUUUCUUUCUUUCUUCCUUUCUGUUUGUGUCUAACCCAUGAUCUAACUUUUACAAUCUCUUUAUCUUCUACUCUUUAUCUCUCUUACAUUCUGUCUCUGCCUUAUCUGUCUUUAUGCCCUUUCUCUCUCGCUCUCACUCUCAAUCCCUCCCCUUACACCGUCCCCUUCUCUCUCUCUCUCUCUCUCUCUCUCUAUCUAUCUCUGUAAACCAACUGCCAGCAGCUGUUGCUCAUUCCUCUCAGGCCCCGCCCCCAGGCACCAAAUGAGCAACAGAGUGUGUGGUUGUGAACUUUUGAAGAAAGUCUUGAGAACAUGGUGGAGUUUCUUCUGGUGAGGAGUCACGGGUGUUUUUUUCUGUCGUGCCUGUUGCCUCGUGAAGACGUCCUCUUCCUGACAGUCUGUAGAGAGGAAGCUGAAGGAGGACAAACUCAUGGUCACCAGUGUUGACUCAGCCUCUGUUAUCAGGCAGCAGUUUAUCAUCAGAACCACAUUCUUCUCGGUCUGCAGCCUGAACACUUUGUCCUCAGGGUGGACUGAAGGAGCCCACAGACCUUAGAACUUCAGGACUUCUUCUUCUCCCGUCCCCAGCCUCUGGUUGAGCCACUUUUCGCACAGAGGUGAGAAGAGGUUGAAAUCCCAGACCCGAGUAGAAACAGACUGGGAGGUCUCCAGAAGGGGUCAGCGUUCUCCCCGGCCUUCACGUUUCUGCAGGAAGAGUUGAGGGUGGGGCCACACGCUUCAUGAUGGCGAAGGGACCCAAGAGGCGAUUCAUUCUCGGAGUGCUGAUGGCUGCCUGUUUGCUGUUUUGCAUUCUCUGUUUAAACCCAGAGGAGGUGCGAAAACAUUUCCAUGGCUUCAUUCAGGACACGAGCAGCAGUUUCCAGGUUUUCCAAGAAUAUCAGAAGCCCAUGAACAACAGAACCUCAGACUUGAAGGUUCCCUCUGAAACACCGGUGCAUCCAAACCCCACCAAACAAGAACCCACAGAGGACAAAGCCCUGAAUGUCACACAGCCCACGUCCAAGUCUACAAAUGUGAUAGUUAAUCCUGGACCAACAGAACCGGCCUACAUUGGAGAUACCUACAUGAGUGAAGACAGCGUCCCGCUGACGAACUGUCUCAACAGCCUCCACAGCAAGGUGUCUCAGACUGACUUUGGCGACAGAUUUCUGAAAGACAUACCCGUCCUACAGUGGGCCAAACAUGUGAGUCCAGAACAGUACCAACGUCUGAGGCAGUACCCUGGAGCCCACGGCUGGGCAGUGAUAGAUUACAACUCACUGUUGGAGAGUCUGUCUGCGCUCAACUCCUCUGCUAACAGGCAGAUGUUUGACGACUGGAGCAGUCGAGGGAACCAGUCCGGGUGCAUCCGUUGUGCUGUCGUGGGGAACGGAGGAAUCCUGAGGGGUUCAAAGAAAGGGGCGGAGAUCGACAGUCAUCACUACGUCUUCAGGACCAACGGUGCCGUCAUUCAGGGCUUUGAGAAGGACGUGGGGUCUCGGACCACCCACUACACCUUCUCUGUGAACACUUUGAUGAACUCUUUGAGAAGCUACGCCAAGGUCGGCUACAGAAGACCACCUUUGUCCAAGGAAACACGGUACAUCUUCCUGCCCGACCACGACCGGGACUACCUGAUGAUGAAGGCUGCGGCGAUGCACGUUCUAGUGGAGAGAGGAGCAGAGUUCAACAAAAAUCCAACCGACAUCUUUGGUAAAGACGUAUCUGUUGAGAAGCUGAAGAUGUACCAUCCUGACUUCAUCCGUUACAUCAGGAACAGAUUUAUUCGCUCAAACACCUUAAAAACCAAACUCAAAGACAUCUAUCGUCCUUCCACUGGCGCCGUGAUGCUGUUGGCUGCACUGCACACAUGUGACCAGGUGAGCGCCUACGGCUUCAUGACCCCCGACUAUAAUAAGUACUCUGACCAUUAUUACGACAGCAGCCACCACCCUGUCGUGUUCUACGCCAACCAUGACAUGCGUUUGGAGAUGACGCUGUGGCAGCAGCUGCACCAGGCCGGCCUCAUCCGUCUUUACAUGCACCGGUGAGCACAGGAAGUGAUGUCAUCAGGUCUAUGAAGGCUCCGUGAGAUACGACGGUGAAGUUUAAAACAGACUGAAUUUAACUUAAAUUUAACUUCAACAUCGGUUCCUGGGACCGAUCGGGAAACAGAUUCCUACAAAGAGACCUUGAUCUGACCCGUUAAGAGUCAUAUGUUUAUCAUUUGGCCCACAUCUGGUAUCCAGAAUGUGGGUCAAAGAUUUCAGUCAAUGUGUGGCUGUCCCUCACAGACUUAUCUUGGGAUAUCAUAGCAUAGCAACACUAUUUAUUUGGACCACCUAGAGGAAUUGGUAAGUGUUGUUAAUGGCCCACAUAUUGUUCACGAGUGUUCAAAAAUGUGGGCCACAUUCCAGACAAACUCUGUCUAAGCUCGUCCUCUUCUGGGCCUGUAUUGACCAAUUCUGUGAAGUGGGAGACCCAUGGAGUGUGGUCCAGCAGUCAGGAUUUGUGGGUCACACAAAGUAUGAAACUUUUUCAUCAGCCUCAGAUUCAGUGGCUGACGAACCGAUGCUGAAUGUUAUGGUUUUACUGUAGAAACAAAAAGAACCGGUUGGAAGUCACCCACUUUUUAAAUGCAGUGUCACAAUGUUGACCAUUCAGCCCAGGCGGUCUGGGCCGGUCUGGGCUGGUCUGGGCCGGUCUGGGCUGGUCUGAGUUCUUUCUAGUGUGGUGCAGAUUUGACUGCAGCUCAG
Messenger RNA from Cynoglossus semilaevis (tongue sole), 3511 nucleotides. It is a transcript of the gene st6galnac, whose product is annotated as ST6 (alpha-N-acetyl-neuraminyl-2,3-beta-galactosyl-1,3)-N-acetylgalactosaminide alpha-2,6-sialyltransferase. Bases 1496 to 2806 code for a protein of 436 amino acids. The transcript is spliced from 10 exons. Lineage: Eukaryota; Metazoa; Chordata; Actinopteri; Pleuronectiformes; Cynoglossidae. The record is from RefSeq and is a predicted model, not a curated record. Gene Ontology annotation, molecular function: sialyltransferase activity.